GUUUCUUAUCGAUAAUUUGGCAUUUGCAUCAGUUGGAAGAAAAAAUUGUUUGUAAUAAUUUCGGAAGAAUCUUUGGUAUUCUGGGAGAAGUUCUAUAGCCGGAAUUCUACAUUUUAUCCAAAAUAACUGCUCUGUCUGGUCAAGCUGAGCGAAAACAAAAAAAAAGUUAUGAGCGAUUGGACGAAAUCACACAAAAACGCAAAUAACGCUAGAGUCGAAAAAAUGACGGAAGACGCAUCAAAGUUUCUAGGCGGUAUUCUUGGUGAUAUAAGCUCAAGAUCAGCAUACACGCAAAUUGCAAUUGGAGCUACAUCAGGAUGGUUUACUGGCUUUGCAACAAUGAAAAUUGGCAAAUUUGCAGCUUUCGCUAUUGGCGGAGGCAUAAUUUUAAUGGAAAUCGCCCAUCAAGAAGGCUUUAUCGAGAUUGACUGGUCUAAAAUUACAGGAAAGCUCGAUAAAGUCACCGACAAAGUUGAAACCGCUGUGACAGGACAAGAGAAGAAUUGGAUUGAAAAGACUGAACGCUUUGUCGAUCGUAAACUUGAUCGUGCAGAGAAUUUAUUAAAGUCAAAAACAAAGAAAGCUAAGAAGUGGUAUAGCAAACUUAUUGGCGACGAAAAUGGACCCAAAGUAAACGAUCUUCAUAUUUUCUUGACGGCAUUUAUAGGCGGAGUUGCAUUAGGCGUAGCUUCGUCCUAAAUGAAUACUCUAUAUGACCUAUAAUGGUAUCCUCAUACCAAGAUACUUCUCUCAUUCAUCACUUAUUCAAUUACUAAUAUUAUUUAGUUUAACUGAGUUUGAUUAUUGUUACGAGAAUACGAUGUAUUUGAUAACCCAACAGUGCUUGCAUAAAAGGCAUCGAACAAUUAAAUAAACAAAAACA
Molecule: messenger RNA, 883 nt
Organism: Anastrepha obliqua
Lineage: Eukaryota; Metazoa; Arthropoda; Insecta; Diptera; Tephritidae
Product: FUN14 domain-containing protein 1B
Exons: 4
Coding region: 169-699 (176 amino acids)
Biological process (GO): autophagy of mitochondrion
Cellular component (GO): mitochondrial outer membrane
Source: RefSeq, a predicted model, not a curated record